ACCCGCUUCGAGCCGAUCUGUAACGAAGAAGCAGCAAAGGGUUUGAGUCCGUACGGACCAUUCAGGGACCAGGCGGAGUGGGACCUCUCACGUUGGCUCAUGCAGAACGUCACGCAGACGGCGGCUGACGAUUUUCUCAAACUAGACAUCGUAAGCUUUCCAACUUCCACCCAGAUUUUUACCAGCUCAUACACGUGGCUCAAGAAGAUGGAUGACCUCCAUGUUGGGCCUGACGGUCGUCGGCUCAGCCCCGAGUGGCAGUGUAUCCAUGUGUCAGCUACUGGAGACAAGAGAGCAGAAGACGACAAACCAGAAGAUGACACAUUUGAGAUGUGGAUGCGAGAUCCGGUGGAGGCAGUAUGUGAGCUCAUAGGCAAUCCAGCUCUCAAGGACCACUUGGCCUAUGCUCCUGAACGUGUUUACACUGAUGCGGGCGGUCAGAACCGGAAGCUAGAUGAGAUGUGGACGGGUAACUGGUGGUGGGAGACACAGGCACGCCGCUGA
Molecule: messenger RNA, 504 nt
Organism: Coniophora puteana RWD-64-598 SS2
Lineage: Eukaryota; Fungi; Basidiomycota; Agaricomycetes; Boletales; Coniophoraceae
Exons: 2
Source: RefSeq, a predicted model, not a curated record